GGGCGCAACAUCUACAAUGGUAGGGGUGCACAAUCGACGGAGAAUGAAAAAUAGCAUCAUAUCUCUAGCACCAAUUAUUUAUCGUUAACAAUUCAUCAACAGUUAUGUUAUAAUAAUCAAGCAAUGUGAACUUAAAUCAUUAUACGAAGAUUCAUAUGCAAGAACAUUUGGAAUAUGUCCCUUGUCACCCCUUUCCCUGGCGCCGUCAUUGUAUGGAUACGGACUGUACAGUGCGCUGCAGAUUGCGUUGAAUUAACUGUUUGGUGUUGCCCUACAGUUUGGAGGCCAUCCCCACACGUUCCGUAUAACGGAACGAUAUUGCAGUAUCCUUUGUUUUCCUUCGCUGGGUAUCAAGAUCUGCUGCCUCCAGUCGGGCAAACAAAGGAGGGGAGAAGAGGCUGAUCCUUCCCACAAUCCUUCAGUCACUGGGCCUACUGAUCCAGACCACUGCUCUGCCUUCUCACUCCCCUCUCCCCCCCACCCUAAGGCAGGCAAGCUGUGGGGCAGUAGGAUCAGGGCAGCAGUAAGGGCUGAUUGAUGCUCUGUGGGGAUGAGACCUGGCUGCUGAAGGCCAGUGGAGACGGCUCCCAUUCUCCGCUCGCCUGGCUUUAUGUGCGUGUCUGCAGGCUGCCCUACGCGCAGCAGCAGCAGCAGAGCCACCCCCCACGUCAGUCACGGUGGCCACCCCGAGCCAUCCAGACAUGCCCACCGAGACCCUGCCGUCGCUGGCAGAUAGCAAACCCACCGUCCCUGGGGCGGCCUUUGUCUCCGCUGUCCCCCUGCGCAUACUCAACAAGGGACCCGAGUACUUCCGGCGCCAGGUGGAGACCAACCCUAAGCGGCUGAGCGCCGUGGAGCGGUUGGAGGCGGACAAGUCCAAGUACGUGAAGAGCCAGGAGGUCAUCAACGCCAAGCAGGAGCCUGUCAAGCCCCAGCUGCUGGCCAAGCCACCUGUCUGCCCUGCCGUGGCCAAGAGAGGGGCGAAUGGUGGCGGUUGUGGUGGGGUGGCCCUCAAGACAUUCAAUAACAACUCCAAGUCGGACACGUGCGCCACCACCAGCAAACGGGAGAACCUUAACCUGGAGAUCCUCAAGAACCUCCUGAACAGCUCCGGCUCGGUCUCUGAGGGCCACGCUAAGAGCGCUACUCUAAAACCUGGGGCCAGGAGCUUGGCCCCCCACCGCUCCACCCCCACACCCACCACAGACUGCACUGAGCCCACCAGCCUCCGUUCCGUCGCCAAGUCCCUCAAGGUGCCUCCGCCUGCACCUGGCCGACAGAGCCCCCAGGGGGGGAACCUGAACCUCAGCCGCCGGCUGCUGGAGGAGCGGGGCGAGGGCAAUCACUCACCCCUCCAUGCCUCCCACAGCUCCUCCGACAUCCGCAGGCUGUGCAACGGUAAGCCUCUAAGGGCGGCCCGAAGCAGCAGCAGCUCCGCACCUCCCUUACCCCCCAAGCCCAGUACCAAAGUCCUGGCCCCCCUCUGCGACAAUGCCCCUCAGUCCCCUGAGAGGGAGCCUCCGCCGCCCUCCUCUGCCACCCCAGAUGAGCAGUUGGAGCUAGAGUUGGGGAGCUCGUUGGCCCGCCGGCCCUCUCUGCACCGCUCCAAGUCGGACCUGAGCGACCGGUAUGCGCGGGCAGGCGCCGACGUGGAACGCUUCUUUAACUACUGUGGGCUGGACCCUGAGGAGCUGGAGAGCGUGGGCGUGGAGAGCUUUGCCCGCGCCAACUCCGACAUAAUCUCCCUCAACUUCCGCAGCGCUAGCAUGAUCAGCUCGGACUGUGACCAAUCACGGCAUAGCAACGAGGACAUGACGGACGAGGAGGAAGACGUGAGCGAACGCGUGCCGUAUGGAAUCUCGGCCGUGGAACGAAACGCCCGCGUCAUCAAAUGGCUGUACAGCAUCAAACAGGCGCGCGAGUCGCAGAAAGUGUCUCAUGUCUAAAAGAGAAGGAAGAAACAAACUAUUAGAUGGUCCUUGCAACAAAACAAAAAAAGACUUCCGAUGGAAUGAAGGUCUUUGGACACUCUGAAUCUCUGAAUGUCAAAGUAUUGACUGGCAAGACGCCCUUGGAUGGAUCUUGCGGUCGCUAUUGCGUUCAGUUUUAGUUGUCCUCUGAAUCUGCAUGGCUCCUCCCACCCACCCGCCACUGCAGCCUCCAGCUAAAGCAACAGGUUUAGGAAAAUAUUGCCUUUUUCAAGAUGGCAGCAGUUCAGUUCCGUCUCUUGGAGCAGCACAGCUCUCUCUCAUUGUUAUGCUUUCUGUCUGUUUAGACCAGCACAAUGACGCCAGCUCUUUUUAGAUGUCUUCUUAAUGUCCUUUCUUUCUGAACAACACUGAGCCUGGAAGCCAUACGGGUGUGAAUGCAGCGCUUCAGUGUGUAGCCAGUCUUUAGUCUGAUAAUUCUGAGCUUUGAGUGUCUAUAGAAAAAAACUUCCUUGAAAAAAGGGCUGUGAAAGCAUGGUACAGUCCAAACCUGCUUCACCCCUUUGGUACCAGGGGAGUUUGUUUGGUACAUUCCAGACCCUGCCCCCUUCCCGGGGAAACCCCAUAUUUAUCCCCUUUUUCAGUGUUACUAUGGUGAUAGCAUUCAGGCAGCAUCAUGAAAUCAUUCAGCAUUACGUGGUUUUUGCUUCUGUUUAGUUUGUUGUCCAUAACAUUCUCAUUGGCAGUUUGAUUUUGUGGUACUUGCUUUUUUUAAAGAUAUGUGUAAAUGCUGUAAGAAAAUGUAUAUAAUUUCAAAACUGUUAGAUGUUUGUCAGAGGGCGUCUGUUAAGCUAACUUACUACAUUGUUCAGUCUUCUCUCUUGGCUUGACUGUGAGACUGCGUCAAACCCAGUUCAUGAUCAAAUUUUUAUGACGUUAUGAUGACACACUACCUUUCAAAAGUUUGGGGUCACUUAGAAAUAUCCUGGUUUUUGAAAGAAAAGCUUAUUUUUUUGUACAUUAAAAUAACAUCAAAUUGAUCAGAAAU
Messenger RNA from Oncorhynchus tshawytscha (Chinook salmon), 2976 nucleotides. Its product is annotated as protein FAM110B-like. The record is from RefSeq and is a predicted model, not a curated record. Bases 702 to 1946 code for a protein of 414 amino acids. NCBI's taxonomy places the organism in Eukaryota, Metazoa, Chordata, Actinopteri, Salmoniformes, Salmonidae. The transcript has 2 exons.